This is a messenger RNA of Dentiscutata erythropus, 155 nucleotides long. The record is from the annotation of a GenBank genome assembly. NCBI's taxonomy places the organism in Eukaryota, Fungi, Glomeromycota, Glomeromycetes, Diversisporales, Gigasporaceae.
ACUUGAGGUCUACUGGUCUUGCAGGAGAGAUCGGUUAUGAAAUUUCCUCGAACUGUUUUAAAAAGGGUUCACAUGGGCAUGUUGAUUUGUUAGGCACGUUACAAUCCGUUGGCAUUGUUGGAUAUGUUAAACGAAUCGUGAACAGUCCAAAGUAG